GUGCCUCAGUUGCCCUCUAAUACAUUAAUAUGGGGAUGAAGGUGCUGCUCUGUGGAAAGAGCCUUUCCAGCUGUGUACGGAAAAAAAAAGAGACCUGCUAUAUGUGAGGGUGGAAUUGUUCAUGGUGCUCAAGGAGGAUUUGCAUUGCCUGUGCUGAGCCUUAACCCUUGCAAUGCUGUCUGGAGGGAGGAGGAGAAUGUCCUAAAAGUCUGUGGGGAAGCAUCAGUGUAGCUGCUGUCUAUCGAGAAAGAUGGUUGUCUCCUUUCCAUGUCCCCUAAGUGUUGUGUAAGAGUCCUGAUUCAUUAAAUUGAAGUUACUGUCAAAUAAACAGCUGUUUCUUUUUGUCAUAGGAUAUUCACAGAGUGAAAGUGUCCUGAGCACCCCUGGGUGUGUAAGAACAACAUGUGAGGAGUGAAAGCUCCACUGGGCUUUGCUGGGAUACUGCUCUACAGGGCACAGCAGAGCACUCCAGCCCCUUCCUUCUAGUGCACAGUGCUUCUGCCUUUGAUCUGAGUUAUCUUCUCUCCACUCUUUUACUUCUUAGACCUCAGUGUUUACUAGGUGCACCUGGACAUAUACCCUUUUGGCACACCUUUCUGUUUUGCCAUUCAUUCCUUGUUCAUCCUGUGCUGGGAUUUCACAGGGUUUCCAUGGCUAUGGCAGAUGAUGCAUCAUCACUCCUGCCUAUUUUUCACCUGUUUGAAAUAAUACUCCUUGCACAAGGGGGGCACAUACCUCGAGAGCUGCUCAAAAGGAUGGCGCUGCUUCACACUGGGAAGCUGUGUGGGUACCUGAGGUCCUGCAGACAGCGACUGAUUGCAUUGUUUCUGCUGUUUCAGCUUUGCCUUUGCUCCAGGAGUGACACUGGUGGUGAGAUCAUGUGAAGGAUGGGCUGAUCAUCUUGAUCAUGUUUUUGACUCCUUCAUUGCUGCAGGGAGGCUCUGACACCUUUUCUUGGCUCAUAACAAUGUGUGUGUUUGGAUGGGGUCACAGCUGGUGUGCUGCACAGCCCUGGCCCCUGUCUCCUCCCCGUCUCCCGGGGGUACUGCUGACACGGAGCGCAGCUGGAGGGAUGGAGAUGAGCGGUCACGUAGGUGUCAGAGUGCUGAGGAUGGCAGUGGAGGGAGCCUGGUGUGACUGUGCUGGAUAAGCCGUGAACUUCUCUCUUGGUGGACCUGUGGGCUUUCUGAGACAAGAGAACUGUCCUGGCUGGGGUCUUGGUCCUGAUGACACCUUGAUAUAGCGUGGGGACAGAUCCUUUCUAUCCCAGCUCAUUUGGCACUAGCUAAUUGAGCUCCGAGGAGGUGGACGUGCCAUCAGUGGGAUGUGUGUCUGGUGCCAACCAGCUCCGCAUGGCUCCAAUGAGGCUGGGCAGGGGCAGAGAGCCCAGCCAAACAUUAUUGUUAUUACCCAUACGUAAAUACAGGCACUUAAUGACCUUGGCAUGGAGCGUUUCCUGGGAAUUAAUGGCCAGUUGGCGUUAAUGGUCCUUAGCAGCACCUCAGCCAACGGCUCCUCCCAGCCCAUCAUUAAUCCACAGGAAAUGUCUCAGGCAUCGAUCCUCAUUGCUUAAUUAAUAAACGCAACUCAUCUCCGUGGCUGAGGUUUGGAGACGCUGGCUGCUUCUUUCCCCACCGCCUGGAAGGUGCCUUUUUCAAGCAGACGUUUCUCCCACGCCUGGCUUUAUUUUGCCAGGCCUCUGCGGCUGUGUGCAGCAUGGGCUGUGAAGGCACUGUGCUGUUGGGCAGGCAGCAAGAAGCCCAACGCUGGGAUGCUGCCGGUGUCUCCAGCUUUUAUCAACAGUUGGCUUGUGCUCCAGUAUAAAUCACGUUAAUUCCUGAGGUACUUUUCCGUGGUGAGCCUGAAAUUCCCAUUUUGGUUUGCUGUCUUGCCUGGUGAACUAAAUUAUUUUCAUAGCCCCUUAAGGGCAUAUUGUCAGCCCAGACUUACUGCCAUUAUACACCAUAUCUGAAGCAUUAAUAUCUCUUCUAAAUAUAGUGUAUUGACAAGGUAUCUGCUAUAGUGUAAAUCCUUGGGACAUUUGAUCUAGAUCAUUAAAACCGAGUGAAGGAAGGGAGGAAUAGAUCAAGUUGCUUGCUGCUCUUAAUUCAAACAAGCGAUGAAUUAUUCAUUCCACUAUUAAUUCUGCAGCCCUCCUGCUUUUUAUUUAUUUCUCCCCGUAUUUAUUUUUUCCCUCCUGGACAGACAGCUCCGGAGAGAUGCUCGGGUGGUGGUGACAGCAGGAUGGGGCACAGGGCCACGGGCUGCACGUCGGUUCUGGCCCUGCUCUGCACGGUGCUCAGGGUGGCCCCGAGCGGAGGCAUCAAAUGUGGCGGGGUGCUCUCAGCACCCUCUGGCAACUUCUCCAGCCCCAAUUUCCCGGGGCCAUACCCCUACGAGACGGAGUGCACCUGGCUCAUCGUGGUGGCCGAGGGCUCCUCCGUCCUGCUCUCCUUCAGCCACUUUGAGCUGGAGUACCACGCCGCCUGCGCUUACGAUUAUCUCCAAGUCUACAACGGGGCAUCCCAGGACCAGGGCAACCUUCUGGGCACCUUCUGUGGCCGCAGUGCCCCACCACCUUUUGCUUCUGCCUGGCACGUCAUGGCUGUGGUCUUCCGCUCUGACCGGCAUGUGGCCAAGCGUGGCUUUGCUGCCACCUACCACAAAGAUGCAUGUGGUGGGCAACUGACGGGGCUGUCUGGGGAGAUCGCCAGCCCGCAGUACCCCGAGAGCUACCCCAAUGACGCAGAGUGCCGCUGGAGCAUCAGGGCAACUGAUGGCCCCCUCACUCUGAUCUUUGCUGACUUCCAAGUAGAGGGCGGCCAAGGCUGUGGCUUUGACUACGUGGCUCUUUUUGAUGGUCCCACUGCUGCUGCUCCCCACCUGGGUCGCUACUGCGGUAGCACCCGCCCGCCCCGCAUCAUCUCCUCUACCCAACAUCUCUUCAUCCUCUUCAAAUCGGACUUCAACAUCGUGGGCAGGGGCUUCAAGGCCCGUUUCUACUCAGGUGAAUGCCAGGAAGUCUACACCACCAUCAAGGGAAAUUUCUCCAGCCCUCACUACCCCAACUUCUACCCCAACAACCUCCAGUGUCAGUGGAGCAUCCAGCUACCCCCAGGCUACCGGAUCAAAGUCUUCUUCUUGGACCUGGAGCUGGAGGCUCGGAGCAGCCUGACCAGCGGCUGUGACUAUGACCGCCUGGAUGCCUUUGAUGGUGGAGCUGAGAACGCUUCCCUGCUGGGGACAUGGUGUGGGAGGGAGAGCCCAGCGCCUCUCACCUCCCGCAGCCAUCAGCUGCUGCUGGUGCUCCACACAGACCGCAGCACGGCCAAGCGGGGCUUCUCCCUUGCCUACGUUGGAGUCGUACCCAUGAACAUCAGCUGCACGCGGACGGACUUCCACAUCCAGAUCCCCGUGCAGGCCCUGGCUCAGCUGCAGAGGAACAAGGUGUACUUGGGGAUGCCCUCCUGCGUGGCUCAAGUGAUCGGUUCACACUUCAGGAUACACACCAGGUUUGACACAUGCGGUGCUGAGUCUCAGAGACGAAACAACACAUCCGUCAUUGUCAGCACGCUCUACAUCGACUUCUCGGUGGGUGACCAGGAGGACAUCCACCGGUACGAGGUGCAGUGUGAGCCCAAGAGGAAGGAAGCCUCCGUGUCCCUCGUUGCUGGCCCCGACCCACACAGGCUGAGCCAGGCAGAAAAUAUGGUGGACGUGAAGCAGAGAGGGGUGGGAGCGAUGGAUGCCCACGAAACCAAGAGCCAGGACACCAGUGACAUCGUCUUCAUCAGCAUCUGCAUUUUGGCUGGGCUGCUUAUGGUCAUUGCUGUGGUUGGGCUUGUGCUGCUGUAGCAAACUCAAGUUGGAAACGUGGUCCCCAAAACCACCCUUGCCCCAAGUUUAGUGCUAACACAACUGCUGAAAUGGAGAUGGUGAAACAAAGCCCGAGCCAACCUCCACCUCCCACGCCUGAGAUCUGGGUGGUAGGCAGCCAUUUUCCUUCCCAUCAGUUUUCCUCUGUCUCUCAAUCUGUCCAUUUGGCUCAGGAAUGCACUUCUUAUGCUCUGUAACUAUUCCCACACCUGCUUCAAUUUGUUUUCCCGCUGGUGCCUCUACUUUCGGGAAAGUAACGCUGUUUGCUGAUGGCUGGAAGUAAUCCUGUCAACUGCUGAAUUCCUGAACAUAGCAACUACCCCCAAAUAUAGCAAUAUUUGUAACAAA
Messenger RNA from Tympanuchus pallidicinctus (lesser prairie-chicken), 4224 nucleotides. RefSeq names its product CUB domain containing protein 2 (gene CDCP2). The coding region runs from base 2245 to 3855 and encodes 536 amino acids. Lineage: Eukaryota; Metazoa; Chordata; Aves; Galliformes; Phasianidae. The transcript has 7 exons. The record is from RefSeq and is a predicted model, not a curated record.